Molecule: messenger RNA, 5771 nt
Organism: Scatophagus argus
Lineage: Eukaryota; Metazoa; Chordata; Actinopteri; Scatophagidae
Gene: map3k2
Product: mitogen-activated protein kinase kinase kinase 2
Exons: 17
Coding region: 374-2317 (647 amino acids)
Biological process (GO): protein phosphorylation
Molecular function (GO): protein kinase activity; protein binding; ATP binding
Source: RefSeq, a predicted model, not a curated record
GCACACGUGUUAACUUAACGCAUCUAGGGGGCAACAGCGAGCGAAGCUACCGACAACCAGGUUGGAAAGUGCAUCAAAAAUGAAAGCUGUCGAUUAACUUUACAUUUUUAUAACCGUCCAGACACGGAGAUCCUUCGCUGAACAAACCCUUAUCUUGUCGUUUUUCUGCCUGGAAACAUCCAGUGGGUUAAACUGACAGCCAUCGGGCCUCGUCUUCGUGGCCCAGCAGGACUCGAGUGAAGUUGGGAGCGGACUGCCAAACUUCUGCUUCCUUCGGCGGCUCUCCGCAGGGCCCGGGGCUCCUGUCACCGGGCCUGUGGAUGAGGAAGUGAAUACAAAUCUAACAAACCACCAGGAGAAAGGAAUCCCUUUGAUGGGAGAAUCCUCUUUCCUGGCCUCCUGGGUCAAUCGCCGUGCCAUGAUGAUGGAUGAGCAGGAGGCGCUGAACUCGAUCAUGCAGGACUUGGCCGAACUGCACCGCUCCAGCCGUCCUGCCAUGUUCCUGUCGGACCUGGGCAAACCCAAAGCCUCGUCGCCCAAGAACCAGAACGAUGUCAGAGUGAAGUUCGAGUUCAAAGGGGAGAAGAGGAUCUUGCAGUUCCCACGACCCGUCAAGCUGGACGACUUGAGGGCGAAAGCUAAAGUGGCUUUCGGUCAGACGAUGGACCUUCACUACACCAACAAUGAGUUGGUGAUUCCGCUGACCACUCAGGACGACCUGGACAAGGCCGUGGAGCUGCUCGAUCGCAGCGUUCACAUGAAGAGUCUGAAGAUCCUGCUGGUGCUCCAGGUCUUCUCUCAGAACUCCUCCUCCAGUAUGGACCUGUUGCCGUCCCACGAGGAGCUGGACAACACCGGGUUCAGGGUCGCUGACAAGAAGAGCAUGCUGGCUUUGAUAGGCUCUCAUUCGACGGACCGCAGCUCCCCGCCUCCGGGUUAUAUUCCCGACGCGCUCCAGCAGGUGGCGAGAAACGGCUCCUUCACCAGCAUCAACAGCGAGGGAGAGUUCAUUCCUGAGUCCAUGGACCAGAUGCUCGACCCGCUGUCCAUGAGCAGUCCAGAAAACUCCGCAUCGGGAAGUUGUCCCUCUCUGGACAGCCCUCUGGACAGCGACUACCCAAAGUCCAGGAUGCCCCGGGCACAGAGCUACCCAGACAACCACCAGGACUUUCCAGAGUACGACAUCCCGGUUUUUGAGAAGUCGGGGAAAGGUGGAACGUACCCUCGGCGAUACGGCAUUCCCUUCGGCCUCCAAGACUACAGUGAUGGGAGGAAGACCUUCCCUCGGGCCCGGCGAACGCAGGUUCACGGCUUCCGCUCGCCCGUCAGCUUCAGCCCCACCGAGCAGUCGCCCAGCACCAGCAGCGGCAGCAGCGUCUUCACGCCCGACCUGGAGGAGGUCCCGGGGCCCGCCAGGAGGCCGCGGAGGGGCAGCGACAUCGAACCGAACCCCAACCCGACUGCCGCUCCAACCCUGUCUGUGAUGGACAUCAGUCCACCCAGCCGCUCUCCACGCGCCCCGACCAACUGGAGACUCGGAAAGCUCCUGGGUCAGGGGGCCUUCGGACGGGUUUUCCUCUGUUAUGAUGCAGAUACUGGCAGGGAACUGGCGGUCAAGCAGGUCCAGUUUGACCCGGAGAGCCCAGAGACCAGUAAGGAGGUGAGCGCGUUAGAGUGUGAAAUCCAGCUGCUGAAGAACCUGUGCCACGAGCGGAUUGUCCAGUACUACGGCUGUCUGCGAGACACGAUGGAGCGAACGCUCUCCAUCUUCAUGGAGUACAUGCCGGGCGGCUCCAUUAAGGACCAGCUGAAGUCGUACGGAGCGCUGACGGAAAACGUGACGCGCCGCUACACCCGGCAGAUCCUGGAGGGGGUGUCCUACCUGCACAGCAACAUGAUUGUCCACAGAGACAUCAAAGGUGCCAACAUCCUUCGGGACUCGGUGGGGAACGUGAAGCUGGGAGACUUUGGGGCCAGCCGGCGGCUGCAGACCAUCUGUCUGUCAGGAACAGGCAUCAUGUCUGUGACCGGCACCCCCUACUGGAUGAGCCCAGAAGUGAUCAGUGGGGAAGGCUACGGCAGGAAGGCUGACAUCUGGAGUGUUGGCUGCACUGUGGUGGAGAUGCUGACGCAGCGACCCCCGUGGGCCGAGUUUGAGGCCAUGGCGGCCAUCUUUAAGAUCGCCACCCAGCCCACCAACCCCGUGCUCCCCGCCCACGUGUCGGACCACUGCCGAGAGUUCCUCAAACGGAUCUUUGUAGAGACCAAGCAGCGUCCGUCUGCUGAUGACCUGCUGAGGCACAUCUUUGUACAUUAGCCCGACCCCUGAACCUUUGACCCCCGCUGCUGAACGGCCAGAUUACCUGAUGGGGCCUCUGACCCCGCCCUCUCCACCUCCAUGCUGACACCUUAUUACACCCGGAGGGAACUGGCUGGAAGGAGGUGGGACGUGCGGCGGGGGGAGGGGGAGUGGCGUACCUGCUCCUCCUGUCUCUGUUUGUAUGAGACUGCCAUAAAAGACAUUUUAUUUUAUUUUUCUCCGCAAGUUGCACCUUAUUUUCUCAAACAAGGAGAGGUCGAGCACUUCCUCCUGAAAAAACGACUCUUUGAAACCUUUUUUUAGAUGUUUGUACGGUUUGUCCCUCGGGAUGUUUUGGAGUGGGAUAGUGUCGGUGUUGUGGACCUACAGGAGGUGACGUCUGACUCGUGAGUGGCCCCGCCCCCGACCCCAGAAUGUAGUCUCCUGCCAAAAACCCAGAGCUGGGCCCGCUGCUACAGACGAAAUCUCAAUCCCAGAUGCAGAGAACACUCCCCGAGAACGGUUUCCACUCCCUCACCUCCCUUUCUGGUCUCACUUUGUCUUUCUCUGCUUCGCCGUCUGUAAACUGCCUUCCCUCCUCUUCCUCUCCCGUCUUUGUUCUUCGCCGUGUGCCUUUUCUGUUUUUUAAACGCAGUGUAGGAGGGAGUCCUUUGGAAUUCUUCGCCGUUAUUUCACGCAAGUGUUGUUUUGCCUCCCGGAUAAACUGCCUUCUCACCGUUAACCCAAAUCCAGCUGAUCUCAGUUCAGCCGUUAUGUCCGUUUUUGCCUUUCUGUAACAGGAGCGUCCUGAUCUCGGCUCCUUUGGUUCGUUGGCCUGCCCUGCGCGCCUGCUCUGGCUGGAGACCAGAUAUCCCUCAGACUUUGUGCUGGUUCUCCUGCUUCGGUUCUCAGAGGUGGCGACGGUGUCCAGAUGGUUUUACCUCUUCAAAUGCAGCCUUUUGCUCGGCUUCUCAGAGUUCACAGGCCGCUCUUCCUGUGGCAGAUCAGAUAAUUAAUCAGUCAACUUCAAAUCCAGCAGCAUGCAGGAGUCAGUCUGCAAUAAUCAUGCGGACGCCAUACAAGAACAUCAACUGAAAAGUUCCAGCUUUUCAAAUUUGAAUUUGUUCCUUCAGCGGUCUGUGAAUGGGGUUUGGUCCAGGAAAGCAUCAGGCUGAAGUGUGUGAAUUCAUCACUGCUCCCCCACCAGGUGUUUCUCACUGCUCUGAUGUUCCCUGAAAUCACCUCAGUUAUUAUUUAAAUCGAGAAGCGUCUGCUCGGGAGAAGACAAACGAGGCCAAGAAUGUGACCUCUGGUGCUCUCGUGGCUCACCUCACUUGAAGCAGUGACGCAGGUGAGGCGCAUUUGAAGACUGUCCACCUGCUGCAAGGCGAGGAGCUCGCAGCUGAUUGGCCAGAGGUCUGGCUGCAUGACGCUGUCCUGCUGUUUUUCCUUCGUGUCUCCCUCGCCGCUCGUCACUGAACCAUCGGGUACGUUUACAGAUGACGUGUCCGCUGCAGUCGCCACCUUUUUCCAGCCGCGGCGUCAUCACUGUGCCAUAUCGGAGCGCUCGCUUCCUGCGGCGUCGUCUGGCUUUUCCGCCUCGUGGGCACUCGUUUACAGCAUCCCACAGCUCCGCUCCUGUACAGCAGUCAGCGCCGCAGCCGCUGCUGUUGCCAAAUCCAAUGCAUCAAAGUUAACUCGUCACUUUAGCCAAACCACAAACGCUCCGUUCGGCACGUGUCCUGCUCGGCUCUCAUCGUGGUUUCCUCCGGCUUCAGAACUAUGCACCAGGAAGCUGUAAAGUUUCUACAGCCUGUGACGCCUCGGCUGAUGCCGCGGGAGUCGUGAUGUUACUGGGCAGCUCGUUUAGGUUGAGUCAGACCGGAAGCUGGAGUGACUUCACUCCUGCAAAGAGCCAUUUCAAGGUGCGUUCAGCCAUGUUUGACCAGGCUGCUGCAGACUUUACUGGAAGCUUUCACCGUUGUUUUAACAGAGCACUUCUUCCUGGUAAGCUCCUCGCUGGUACCAAACUGAAAAAUUAACCCAACAGCAAACCUGAGAAAUGAUUUGUCUGCCUGUCGUAGUUCUCGUUGUGGUCACUAGAUUUUGUUGAAGAGACAUUUUACUGAUUACACUUUUUGAAAGGAGGACAACAGUUUGUCCAUGUUGAGUCACGAUGUCAGUGUGAGAAGGAUUGAACCCGCCCUGAACCUUGGUCUCAGUUCACGUGUUCCCUCUUGUGGCACCUUGGCUGCCUGUAGUGAGUGUCCAGCUGCAGGUGUGCGUCUGUGAUCAGCCGAUGGACCCACACGGGUUGUAGAAACUUGUCUCCUUUGUCCACAUCGCUGAGACAAACUCAAGUGUAUGCAUUUUCUCAACGGUACGUGUUCAGACCCACAGAAAAGAGAAAUGCUUGGUAGAUUUUUCUUUUUUUUUUUUGCAAAUCAGCCUCCUGUCAUGGAAACAUUAGUGUUUGUGUUGAGUUUGAGGCGGCUUUCAGUAAACUGUCUGGUACAGAUGGAGAUUGAGUCGUGAAUGCCGCCAGCACUGGCAAACCUUGAUACGCACUACCAUUAUGCACUAUGGAUGACUCACUGAUGCUUUCCCACCAUCCCUCAUCAGCUGUCGCUCGUGCAGCUCGGUUCAGCGACCUUUUCUUUGCACAUUUUAAAGACUGUUUUUUUAUUUUUACACAAGUGUGACUGUGAGUGGAUGCGUAUUUGUGUGUGUGUUAGCAAUGACUCGGUACAUGAAUGUAAUGUCUCUUUGUUUUUACCGUCAGAUGGCCUCGUUCACCACCGUGGAUUAACUCUUAGGUACCAGUAUUCGUCACCUGCAAACGCCAAGAUACACCUGUAGUUCUCUCUCUAGUGUCUAAAGCCACUGCUGCCACUCCUGUGUGUGUGUGUACGAGUGUGUGUGUGUGUGUGUGUGUGUGUACGAGUGAGAGUGUCAGUUUGUUAACGUGUAUUUACUGCAGUUCGUGCUCUUUGGACACUGCGCCCGAAAUGCCUUGAGCAUUCAGACUGUAGGGGGUGAGAACAUUUAAAUAAUAAUAAUUAAAAAAAUGAAAUGGAAAAAAAAAUCAUGUACAAAUGUAUAAAGUGAAAACGUACCCCCCUUUUUUUUAAAAAGAAAAAAGUCCACUUAUGUCCCACGUUUGGUCUCUGUGUCUUGUAAAGGAAGCCAUGUUUAUAAUUCUGAUUGGUUUGUGACCAAUACGCCUGUUUAUAUCAGAUCUGUAUAUCAGUGGUACGCAUAAUUUUUUAAUAUAUAUUUUUUAUUUUACUUUGUUUUUUUUUUAAUGGGAGAUUUUAUGCAUGGUUGGGUCCUGAGAGACGCAGCAGUGCCGUUGAAUGGUUGCUGUUUUUUGGCAAAAAAAAGAAAUUCUGGAGUAUUGCGACAGCUCUGUGUUCAUAAUUAAAAACAAUUAUGACUGACAAUGAAAACAAUAAAAGAUAUUUAUUUCACA